Messenger RNA from Sardina pilchardus (European sardine), 627 nucleotides. It is a transcript of the gene aanat2, whose product is annotated as arylalkylamine N-acetyltransferase 2. The coding region runs from base 1 to 627 and encodes 208 amino acids. The record is from RefSeq and is a predicted model, not a curated record. Gene Ontology annotation, molecular function: aralkylamine N-acetyltransferase activity. Gene Ontology annotation, cellular component: cytoplasm. Gene Ontology annotation, biological process: response to light stimulus; circadian rhythm. The transcript is spliced from 3 exons. Lineage: Eukaryota; Metazoa; Chordata; Actinopteri; Clupeiformes; Clupeidae.
AUGGCUCAGAAAGUCUGCAGCUCACCCUUCCUCAAGCCUUUCUUCCUGAAGACGCCCAUCGGCGUGUCCAGCCCCAGACGGCAGCGGCGGCACACGCUACCUGCCAGCGAGUUCCGCAACUUGACCCCUCAAGAUGCCAUCAGUGUGUUCGAGAUUGAGAGAGAAGCAUUUGUAUCUGUGUCCGGCGAGUGUCCACUCACUCUGGACGAGGUGCUCGUAUUCCUUAGCCAGUGUCCGGAGCUCUCGCUCGGCUGGUUCGAGGAGGGACAGCUUGUGGCCUUCAUCAUCGGUUCAGGCUGGGGCAAGGAGAAGCUCGCGCAGGAGGCCAUGACCACUCACGUCCCCGACAGUCCGACCGUCCACAUCCACGUGCUGUCCGUGCACCGGCACUGCCGGCAGCAGGGCAAGGGCUCGGUGCUGCUGUGGCGCUACCUGCAGUACCUGCGCUGCCUGCCCGGCCUGCACCGGGCGCUGCUCAUCUGCGAGGAGUUCCUGGUGCCCUUCUACCUCAAGGCCGGCUUCAAGGACAAGGGCACGUCGGCCAUCGCCGUGGGCAACAUGUCCUUCCACGAGAUGGAGUACCAGCUGAGAGGCCUGGCCUACGCGCGGCGGAACAGCGGCUGCUGA